Neltuma alba is the source of this 995-nucleotide messenger RNA. RefSeq names its product selT-like protein. The record is from RefSeq and is a predicted model, not a curated record. Lineage: Eukaryota; Viridiplantae; Streptophyta; Magnoliopsida; Fabales; Fabaceae. Gene Ontology annotation, molecular function: thioredoxin-disulfide reductase (NADPH) activity. The coding region runs from base 49 to 756 and encodes 235 amino acids. The transcript has 4 exons. Gene Ontology annotation, biological process: cell redox homeostasis. Gene Ontology annotation, cellular component: endoplasmic reticulum membrane.
UUCCUUUCGCCGCAUUGACGAGCAGCGUUUGUCUUCCUCUCUUCUGCAAUGGAUCGUGCUCAAUUGUUGUUGCUCGGAUUGCCGCUUUUCCUCUUUUGUUCUGACCUUAUCGGCCUGUUCUCUCCGCCUCCAGCGAAGCCCCCUCAUGGCCGCCACCACCACCAUCACCACCACCACCAGCAGCCGCCGCCCCACUCGCAGCAGCGAACAGCUGUUGACCCUGAUACCAUGGAGUUUCCCUCUGAGAAAUCGAGCGGUCUUGGAGGCGUGGGUCUUGGUAACACUGUAAACAUCAAUUUCUGUGCUUCCUGCUCCUACAGGGGAACAGCAGUAACUAUGAAGACUAUGCUGGAAACUCAAUUUCCAGGGUUAGAUGUUGUCCUUGCAAAUUAUCCCCCACCACUCCCAAAACGUCUGCUGAGCAAAGUGGUUCCAGUUGUGCAGAUUGGUGUUAUAGCGGUCGUAAUGGCAGGGGAACAGAUUUUUCCAAUGUUAGGUUACGUGGCACCACCUCCUUGGUAUUAUAACUUGCGUGCUAAUAAGUUCGGAACCAUGGCUAGUACCUGGCUUCUGGGGAAUGCCUUGCAGUCGUUCCUACAAAGUUCUGGAGCAUUCGAAGUUUACUUCAAUGACGAACUGGUGUUCUCUAAACUGAAAGAGGGAAGGUUCCCCGGAGAGAUUGAGCUGAAAGAACUCGUUGGCAGAAAGAUGUCAAAUGCAAGGCUUGCUGUUGGUGUGCCAGAAUUGUGGUCCUAGGUUCUUAUGCCUUUCAUGAAAGAUGCUAGUGGACUUCCCUUUUCUUUGUGAAGUAGAUGCCAUUAUACCAAUAGCCAAGUAAUGUCAUAUUGUAGGGUUUUCAUCUCUGUAGUUAAUAAUACUGGAACCUUAAUUGUCCAUGUGCAAAAAACCGAUUUUUAGUUCUUUCAGGCUUGUCUUGCGUCAGAUUCUUCUUGUUUUUUGGCCAACUCUUAAGUCAGAAAUUAAUAUUUACACUA